UGUGGCAAAUGACAGCACUAUUUUAAAAAGAUUCAGCAACAUAGUCGCAGAGAAAACUCGGUGGUGGAAACCAGUGGGAAACGUCUCCUUUGUUAGGUACCUGCUCUAUAGUUUUCUUUUUACAAGCUGCGAUAAUUCGAGGAUCGAGUCCUAGUCAUUGUACUGGAUUUUAUAAAUUUACAAUGUGAAAUCGACACAUGACGUAGAAUGAACUCAUCUUAUACUGGUCAAUUCAAUUUAUCAACCGUCAGUGAGUUUUAAAAAUGUCAUCAGUGGGACAACUAGUUCCUCAGGUGACGCGAAGCCCCCCGAAUAUGUCUGUCAUUAAAUUCAACGGACCCCACGUAGAGGGGUCCUUCUGCACGUCAAUCGAUUAUAACUAUGACCCUGUCAUCAGCGUGCUUUGCGCCAUGUACAUUGCAUUCGGGAUUGUGUACACGCUGUUCGGCUAUCGUUGCUUCAAAGCAAGCAUGUUUCUGACUGGCUUUACUUUCGGCUCGGCUAUCGUCUACCUUAUCUGCCUCCAGGAGUAUCUGAUGCCUCCAUAUGGGAACGUUGGUGUGGCUCUGUGCGCUGGGCUCUUGUUCGGGCUCAUCACUAUGCUGAUCCAAUACGUGGGCCUAUUCAUGACCGGCUUCCACACGGGUGUGCUGCUCGCUAUCGCCGGGCUAGCCAUCUACGACCAUUUCCUGGAUUCCCGCCCGACUACAUACUGGCUCUGUGUAGUUGUAUUGCUAUGUUCAGGCAUAUUCUUCGCUGUCAUCAACCUGUAUUGGAAGAAAGUGCUUACAAUCUUCGGCACGAGCGUGUAUGGGGGCGCUGUGAUCGCGACGUCGCUCGACUACUUCUUUGAGCGAAUGAUGAUGCUUAAGUGGCUGUGGGAGCGUGCGAAAUUGGAGCCGGCUGUAGCCCCACCCUGCCGCCUAUCCUGGUUGACCCUAGCCGCCUGGCCCGCCGCCGCCAUCGUUGGUCUGACUGCGCAAUGCGCCCUCACUGCUACCGGAAUCUAUCAUGAACAAAGCAUUAGCGCCCAGAAACGCCACAUGAAGGCUCAACAGGCUCGCCCCGUGACCCGCGAACAACGUGCCGAGAUGAAACAACGCAAGUACCGAUACUUGUACCAAGUCCGCACCGCUCACGGCGAUGUUAUCUCACAGUCGUACGUUCAGGCUUUGCAGAAGAAGGCUCAGUGUGGUAACUGGAGUGGCAGUGGUGGUGGGGAGUGCAGCACCCUGCAGAGUGACUCCACCCACCUGACAGUCCUCGCCGGCUCCGAGCACGCGCCCCCCACCGACUCUGAUGACGACCUGAACCAGAUCAGGGCUGCGCAUUAAAUAUGAUUGUAAGGAGAACAAGGCAGGUAUAGCACAUCGCAGUUGAUUUAUGAAUAUUCUAUGUACCCAGUAUUAUUGUAAGGAGAAUCCACUCAUAUUAUUACUAUUAUUACACAGUAGUGUCGUAUCAUUACUAGUAAUCUUAUAUUAAUUGUAUUUAAUGUGAAUUUAUUGUUGUAUUACGAUUACUAUUGAUUGAAUUUGUCGCGAAUGUUUCGAUGACGGAGUUCAAGGCCUAUAUUUAUUUAUUGCCAAAUAUAAGUUAGUUUUAAGUAUAAUUUAAAUGAACAUUUUUGAUGAAUUUAUCAUUGAAAACAAUACCGUCUCUUUCGAUCGGAUUUUAUACUAAAAUAAUGAAUGCUGAACAUUCCAAAGUUAGAUGAAUACAUAAGUUAGUCCUAAGAGCACGUAGACAUUAUUUUGGCGACAACUGAGAGAUUAUUAUAUACUCCAUGUAUCUGUAAACACUGCCAUCUGUACAAUUCUGUCCUAAUACUGAUAUUAUGGUCUUGGACUCCAGCGAUGUGGUUGUAUUAAUUUAAUAUAUUUAUUUAAUGUUUUUGAACAAGAACUGAUAACGACGGCUUCGUGAGUUGCUAGCAAAUACCUAACUCGGUUGGCGCACGAAUGCCAGUACAAUGAUUGGUAAUCUCCCGUUGAAUAGUUGUAUGUUAAAACUAUUUGCGGAUCGUGUGCUUCUAAAUAAGAUGAGGUAUUUAGGUCUGUAAAACGAAGUCUCACACAUUUAUAUUGAUUAAUUGGUCUCAUAUCUAUUUCGAAUGAUAAGAACGAUGUCUAGAUUUCACUGGUUUAUUGAACAUUCCAUAAUUAAGUAAAUAUUAAUACCUGUGGUGGUUAAGAUGCAGUAACCUUUGAACCUUUGAACAAACAUCACAAUACAAACACGAACAUCACAAACGUAGUUGUAGGUGAAGUGGAGCCGUCGCCACGUCGUAACAUCCCUGUGAUAAACCAGUCGUAAAGUUUCAUAUUAUAUUAUAGUUUCUUGCCAAAUUCUUUAUCUCCUCGGGAGAUACAGAAAAUUGCUUCAACUGUCCAAUUCUCAAAAUUAUUUAUAUACAUUUCUACGUGAGUAUCUAUCUAAAGCACAAUGCGAUUUGGAUGUGAUGAACGGGUAAACUCUUGUGAAGAGUCUAGACUAAGUUAGAUUACUGAAUAUAACUACUAAAAGUGUAUAAGUAGAGAUCGAAUUUCUUAUAAAAAUAUCUUGUACUAUUAGUUUUUGCUCAUUGUUUAUGGCUUGAGACGCCAAUGCAAGGCAUACAUUUUUGUAACGUAAUAAUACGGAACAUAAAGUGAUUUUAUUUAGACCUACAUACUCGAUCGUUUGGGCGCAAGGCAGUAAAUUGUAACAAAUGUAAUGUGUGAUAGAAAUAAUACAAUAUCGUUACGGGAUCAACACUUUGCUCAAAGCAAAGCACAAAUGAAUAGAUCUGCUCGUCCGCUCAAAUGGUCUGUUGUCGAAAUCGUACAUUCUACGCACAGUGUGAUAAUUUAAUAUUUUGGCCAAAGUUUAUUUUAGUUGUUACAUGGCUUAAAGCGUAAGUUUAUUUUUAUCUUG
This is a messenger RNA of Spodoptera litura, 2916 nucleotides long. RefSeq names its product transmembrane protein 198. NCBI's taxonomy places the organism in Eukaryota, Metazoa, Arthropoda, Insecta, Lepidoptera, Noctuidae. Gene Ontology annotation, cellular component: plasma membrane. The record is from RefSeq and is a predicted model, not a curated record.